Molecule: messenger RNA, 1993 nt
Organism: Peromyscus californicus insignis
Lineage: Eukaryota; Metazoa; Chordata; Mammalia; Rodentia; Cricetidae
Gene: Rtl3
Product: retrotransposon Gag like 3
Exons: 1
Coding region: 191-1975 (594 amino acids)
Molecular function (GO): nucleic acid binding; zinc ion binding
Source: RefSeq, a predicted model, not a curated record
UGCUGAGCUCCAGAGGCUCCCAGUGACCUCUUGGUAAUCAGCCUUGGCUGGGUCCAAAUCCCCACCCCUUGGAAAACUCACAGAGCCUGCCUGACAUCUGCCUGUGAGUCGCGUUCAGCAAAGACCUCACAGGCAGCUCCCCAAUCUCUCUUGGUAGCAAAUUGCCAAGCCAGGCCCGUUUCCUCAAAAGAUGGUAGAGGACUUAGCAGCGUCCUAUGUUGCUCUGAAAUUGGAGAAUGAAAUCCUGCAGGCUCAAGUGAAGAGGCUUAUGGAAGAAAAUGCUGCCCUCCAGGCCCAGAUACCAGAGCUCCAGAAAUCCGGAGCAGCCAAAGAGGAUGAACCACUCGGAAAGUCCUCAGAGGCCCAAGAGCCCCCAGAGUCCCCAGAGCUACUGGAACCUCCAGCAGCCAGAGCCUCACAAAAGCCCUGGGAACCCCCAGCGACCACAGAGUCCGGGGGAACUCCAGAUUUCAAGCAGCCCAGGGAACCCUCAGCCAUUAGAGAGCCCAGAGAGUCCUCAGCCACCAGAGAGUUCUUGGGACUCCCAGAGAUCAAGGAGUCCCAGAAGUCCCCAGAGACCAACGAGUCUGGGGGACCCUCAGCCAUCACAGAGUUCAGGGGAUCCCCAGAGGUCAAGGAGCCCCAUUCAUCCCCAAAGUUCAAGGAGUAUUGGGAACCCCAGGAGCCUCCAGAGGUCAAGGAGUACUGGGACCCUCCAGAGCCCCCGGACUCCACAGCAGCCUGGGGACUCCAAGAGCCUUCAAAGGCCAAGGAGGCCCACAGUCCCCCAGAGCUCCAGGAGCUCUCAGCCUGGAAGCCUCCAGCAGCCAAGGAACCCCAGGAGACCCAGAAGGCUCUGGAGUCCCCAGCCACCCAGAAGCCCCACGCAUCCCCAAGGGGUUAUGAUUUCCCAGCAGUCUGGGAGGCAGGGCCCACAGACAUCCAGGGUACCCCAGCCAUCAAGGAGCUCCAGAAUUCACAGCUCCACAACCCUACAAAUGAUGAGGAGUCUCAGAAGGUUCCAGAAUACCAGGAGACCUCGUCACAGCUGGAGCCCCUUGAGCAUCCAGCCACCCAGGAGCCUCUGGAGCCUCGGGUGCCCCAGGAGCCCGUGGACUCCUCAGAUGCCGAGGAGUUCCUAGAACUCUCAGUACCUGAAGAGUCCCUAGAGGGCCUCAUAGUUGUGGGAACAGGAACAACUUCUGCGUUUCCACAGGCCCACAGCAGAUUAGAGGCUGCAGCUUUGCCCCUAGAGUAUUUGGCCUUCAAUGGGGAUUCUCAGAAACUCGCUGAGUUUUUAAUUCAGUUGAACAGUUACCUGAGAACCAGAGGGCACCUGUAUCUCACUGAAGCAGCUCUAGUAAACUUCAUUGGCAGCUUCAUAGGUGAGGCAGGAAGGUGGUUCCAGCCCUUAGCAGAUAUCCAAAACCCCCUGCUGGAACAAUUUGGAAGGUUCAUUCGAGCGCUCCAAGAUAUUUUUGACAAUCCAGAAAGUAUGGAAGUAGCUAACCAAGGCCUCCCUCAGCUGCGCCAAGGGGAAGAAGGCCCUGUCCACAGAUCUGCAACCCGCUUCCAUCUCAUUGCUCAAGAGCUAAAUUUGGAUGAAAGCACAUUCCGCAUCCCAUUUCAAGAAGAGCUUGCCAGUUCUAUUCAAAAUGAACUGUCUUGCAGAAGUCCAGCCACCAGCCUAUCUGAUGUGAUCAUUCAGUGUGUCACCCUAGAAGAGAAGACAGAUGGUAAGGCUGAUUCCGAGUCAUCAUCCUCUGAAGAGGAAAAUGAGUCUGAGAGUCCACCAACUGAAAACCAGGCUCAUCAAGCUACAAGUAAUCGCCCCCACCUCAGUGAGGCUGAACGGGCCCGACGCCGUGAAGGCCACUUGUGCCUCUACUGUGGCCAUCCUGGUCAUUUUGCCAGAGAUUGCCCUGUCAAGCCUCAUCGUGCCCAGCAGGCGGGAAACAUGGAGGCCCGGCGGUAAGGGGGAUGCCGGGCGGGC